CAUUGUGACCAAACAGCGCAAAACAACACUAAGCAAAUAGAGAAGCAAGAAAGAAAACAAUAACAAUAACGAUGGUUAACUACACCCAACUGCAGGAUCAAAUUGAGAACAGAAGCACUGAGGACAUUCGCCAAAGGCAUGACCUUGUGAUCCGUUAUAUCCUGCUAUUCGCAUUCAUUGUAUUUAUUUGCGUCACCUUGAUACCCCUUUGCUUACUCAUUGCCAAUCCAAAUGGGGUGCAACAACAGCAACAAGAGGCAGACAAACAACGCUUUGUUUGCUAUUAUGAUGCAUCCAGUCUCGAGAAGCUGCGUCUGCUGGAUGUGCCCGGCACUUUGUGCACCCACAUUAACAUUGGCAUUGUGGAUUUGCUAAAUGGAACGCUCCAAUUGUCGCCGCGCCUGAAGCAGGUGCUCCAGAAUGAGACCCGUCUAUUUCGCAGUGCGCAUCCGCAGGUGAAGCUGCUGCUGUGGAUUGGUGGCUCCGAUAGUGGCCAUCAGUUUGCCGAAACUGUGAUGAAUCAUACACAUCGCAAGAUAUUCUUACGCUCCCUAAAAUCAGUUAUGCAUCAAUAUCCGCAAUUGGAUGGCAUCGAUCUGGAUUGGGAAUUUCCGCGUGCCUACGACAAUGAGCGGAUGCAUUUCGCCCAGCUGCUCCACGAGAUACGGCUCGAAUGGCGUCGCGAGAAACGCACAGACAAUCUGCUCAGCCUGGCCGUUGCGGCGCCCGAGGGAAUCGCAUUCUUUGCCUAUAACAUACGCGAGAUCAAUCUGUAUGUGGACUAUGUGAAUCUGAUGACAUAUGAUUUUCAUUUCUAUCGCGAGGAUACACCAUUUACGGGCUUGAAUGCUCCGCUGUAUGCCCGCCCCAGCGAGCGCUCCAUCAUGGGCACUUUCAACAUCAACUAUACUGCUCACUGGUGGCUCAGCAAUGGACUGGAGCCGCAUCGUUUGGUCAUCGGCUUGCCCACAUACGGCCAUUCCUUUACGCUUGUGAAUCCGUUUAAUGUGCGGAUUGGAGCACCUGCAUCUGGAUUUGGUAAAUGCGGACAAUUGGGCUUCACCACACUCUCGCAGACUUGUGAGUGUGCCAAUAAUUUCCUCGCCCCAAUCUACACAUACGACAAGGACACCUGCUCGCCGUAUCUGAGUGAAUUGCAGGAAUGGAUAUCAUAUGAGAGCAAGACGAGCAUUUCGUGCAAGGCCAACUAUGUGAAAUCUCUGAAUGUGGGUGGCCUCAUGAUCUUCUCCCUUAACACGGACGAUCUGAAGAAUAGCUGCGGCUAUAUGCCCCGCACUCCCGCAACCCUGGGCAAGCCCGUCUUUCCUUUAGCCGAAGCGGCAAGCAGCAUUCUCAGAAAUCGCCAAGACCAAGACUAAAAAGAUUAGCUGCCAAGCGAUGGUAAUCCAAAGGUAUUCCUCAAUUCCACAAUUCCAAAAAGUAAAGUCAAUGUUUAUCAAAUAACAAUUUUAAGUGAUUACGACUCCAAUUUGUACAAUUUAAUCACAUUAUGGACUUAUGCCAAAAAUUCUAUUUUCCAAAGAGUUUAACAGAAAAAUACGAGUUUUAAAUGCAAGGCAUAUAAAUUCGAACUGACGAAAAGAAGUGAAGAAAUAGUCGUAUUACUACUUAAUUGUGAGUUUUGCAAAAAUUCUUUAUUUAAAAACCAAAAAAAAAAAAACAAAUUGGUUCGAUUUACAAUUCAUAAUUUUGUCAUCUGACUGUUUUUUAAACAUACAUAUAUAUAAACAGAUAUAUAUUAGUAUAUUUAUAUUUAGUAUCGUCUAUCACUUGUUAUAUUGUUUUAUUGAUAGAUCAAAUGGGCUGUUUACUAUAUACUAUUUAAGAUUUAGUCAUAAAUGAGUUGCUUUUCGU
Molecule: messenger RNA, 1875 nt
Organism: Drosophila grimshawi
Lineage: Eukaryota; Metazoa; Arthropoda; Insecta; Diptera; Drosophilidae
Gene: Cht11
Product: chitinase-3-like protein 2
Exons: 2
Coding region: 72-1379 (435 amino acids)
Biological process (GO): chitin catabolic process; carbohydrate metabolic process
Cellular component (GO): extracellular region
Molecular function (GO): chitinase activity; chitin binding
Source: RefSeq, a predicted model, not a curated record